This is a messenger RNA of Meriones unguiculatus (Mongolian gerbil), 10740 nucleotides long. RefSeq names its product syntrophin beta 2 (gene Sntb2). The transcript has 7 exons. Bases 44 to 1618 code for a protein of 524 amino acids. NCBI's taxonomy places the organism in Eukaryota, Metazoa, Chordata, Mammalia, Rodentia, Muridae. Gene Ontology annotation, cellular component: synapse; intracellular anatomical structure; dystrophin-associated glycoprotein complex. The record is from RefSeq and is a predicted model, not a curated record. Gene Ontology annotation, molecular function: protein binding; structural molecule activity.
CGGGGGAGCUGCAGCGACGGCGGCCGCGGGAGCAGGGCCGGCCAUGGCGGUGUGGACACGGGCCACCAAAGCGGGGCUGGUGGAGCUGCUGCUGAGGGAGCGCUGGGUGCGGGUGGUGGCCGAGCUCAGCGGCGAGAGCCUGAGCCUGACGGGCGACGCCGCGGCGGUCGAGCCUGAGCCGCCGGCCGUCGCCUUCAACGGUCUCCCAAACGGCGGCGGCGCCGGCGCCGGCGGCGACUCGCUCCCCGGGAGCCCGAACCGCGGCCUGGGGCCGCCCAGCCCGCCCGCGCCGCCCCGGGGCCCCGCGGGGGAGGCGGGCGCCUCGCCGCCGGUGCGCCGAGUGCGAGUGGUGAAGCAGGAGGCGGGCGGCCUGGGCAUCAGCAUCAAGGGCGGCCGCGAGAACCGGAUGCCGAUCCUCAUCUCCAAGAUCUUCCCGGGGCUGGCGGCCGACCAGAGCCGGGCGCUGCGGCUGGGCGACGCCAUCCUGUCGGUGAACGGCACCGACCUGCGCCAGGCCACCCACGACCAGGCCGUGCAGGCGCUGAAGCGAGCGGGCAAGGAGGUGCUGCUGGAGGUCAAAUUCAUCCGAGAAGUAACACCAUAUAUCAAGAAGCCAUCUUUAGUAUCGGAUCUGCCAUGGGAAGGCGCCGCUCCCCAGUCACCAAGCUUUAGUGGCAGUGAAGACUCUGGUUCUCCAAAGCAUCAGAACAGCAUCAAGGACAGGAAGGUCAUCCCUCUCAAAAUGUGCUUCGCUGCUAGAAACCUAAGCAUGCCAGACCUGGAGAACAGAUUGAUAGAGCUACAUUCCCCUGAUAGCAGAAACACCUUGAUCCUACGCUGCAAGGAUACGGCCACAGCACACUCCUGGUUCGUAGCUAUCCACACCAACAUAAUGGCUCUCCUCCCACAGGUACUGGCUGAACUCAAUGCCAUGCUUGGUGCAACCAGUACAGCGGGAGGCAGCAAGGAAGUCAAGCAUAUUGCCUGGCUGGCAGAACAGGCAAAACUAGAUGGUGGAAGACAGCAAUGGAGGCCUAUUCUCAUGGCUGUGACCGAGAAGGAUUUGCUGCUUUAUGAUUGUAUGCCAUGGACAAGGGAUGCAUGGGCAUCGCCAUGUCAUAGCUACCCUCUUGUAGCCACAAGGUUGGUUCAUUCAGGUUCUGGAUGCCGGUCACCCUCCCUUGGAUCUGACCUGACCUUUGCUACCAGGACGGGCUCACGGCAGGGCAUUGAGAUGCACCUCUUCAGGGUUGAAACACAUCGGGAUUUGUCGACCUGGACCAGAAUACUUGUUCAGGGUUGUCAUGCUGCAGCUGAGCUGAUCAAGGAAGUCUCCCUAGGCUGCACCUUAAGUGGCCAAGAGGUAAGAUUCACUGUCCACUAUGAGCACGGGUUCACUAUCUCCAGAGACAACGGAGGCUCCAGCAGCAUAUUGUACCGCUAUCCCUUUGAACGACUGAAGAUGUCUGCUGAUGAUGGCAUCAGAAAUCUCUAUUUGGAUUUUGGUGGUCCUGAGGGAGAACUGACUGUGGACCUGCAUUCUUGUCCAAAGCCGAUUGUAUUUGUGUUGCACACAUUCUUAUCCGCCAAAGUCACUCGCAUGGGACUGCUUGUAUGAGCAGCAAGAGUCAAGAAAGACCUUGACUGCCACAAGAAGUAUUUCCACCUCAGAAGAUGAACAUUUUUAAAAAGCAACAACGAAGAAGCACAAAAAGAAGCCCUUGCUCUCCUCCAUCACAGUGCCUUCCCAAGGACCUGCAGACCACUGCUGGGCCACAACAGGGUUUAAGGAGGGGCUGACCUUUCUCACACAGCCUUGGUCAGAAACUCUAGAACUGUAAUGAGCUCCAAAUCGAAGCUGUUGAAUUAUCGUCUCAUUUCAUAAUGUGAUCUCUAAGUAAUUAGGUUUAUUUCCCUUGUUAUGAAGGCUGGCUCUUUGGGUUUCUCUUUGGACAUAAAUAACCAAAAGGGGUUCUUUUCUUCCUGGGGCUUAGCCUUGAGCUCUUGAUACGAUGACCGUUGCUCCGCAGGUGCUGGCAUGGAGCAGCCCGUUCCUCGGGCAUACCCCACACAGGUCAGUUACACCGCGGUGUUACUGUCCUCACCUGGAAGUGUUUGCACCGCAUCCCCACACUCCCCACUGCAGCACCAGCUCUGCCACUCCAAAGUGCUGCCUGUAGGACUCAGAGCCUGCAAGGUCUGGUUGCCUUCGCCUUCACUCCCUUUUUCAUGGCGUCCAAGUUGAAAAGCAAGUUGGAAACCACUGCUCUAAAAGAGGAGUUUUGCUUCCUUUAGUUUUUAUUGAGUUUAAUUUGGUAGGAGUCAGGGCAUGGUCUAUGGUUUAUUUUGAAAGAAAGAUCCUCAUUUUAAGCUAAGCCAUUUCUUAUUGCUUACCAAAUGUGCCUUUGGUUAGGGUCAGUGCAGCUUUGUUAGUGACUUUAGAUGGCUGGAUCUCACUGCCACUCCAGGAAUACCAACUAGCUUUGAGGUUGGUUCCUCAAUGACAUCAUUCAGGGGUGACUUUGUGUAGGUCAUUAGCCUGGCAGCACAGAUAUCCUGUCGUGUGGCCCAGGGCACUGUGAGGCCAGGAGAGAUCCUGCACUGGUCUUUUGUGGCCCCAAAGUAGUAAGGCCAAGUUGCCUCCAGCUCAAGGUUAACACUGGCUUCCCAACACACCUGGGUGGGUGAUGAGAGAUGCAGCAAUGUUCGCCUGUGUUUUAUUGAACAUGGCCAGCUGUCACCAUGACUCAGUGUCAGUGUAUCCUGGAAGAUCAUCCUCAGCUUGCCUGUCCUGGUUUGGAAGGAGAUAAAUGUGUCUAGAAACAUGUGAAAUGCUGUCUACACAACAUAUCCAGAUUAGCCCAGCCCUUGAAUCCGAACAAAAAGGAAACAUCGACUUAGAGUUUUCUGUGCUCUCUGAAAACAUCUAGAUUUCUCUGGGGUGCUACACGACAAUGUGACACUUCCAAAGGGGUAGAGGGAGAAAAGACAGCUGUUCCUGCGGAACCUGAGCUGUGUAGUUUGAGUGCCUUGGCAGACAGGUCAGCCACAGGAAAGAAGAGAUGGCCCAGCAGGGGUGUAACGCUGCUGUCCUGGCUGCCCUUGAGUCAGCCAUCCUUCUGCUCUUCAAUCAGACUAACAGUAUACAGAGGUUGGGGAGCAAUGUCAGCCCCACCCCAACUUCAGAUAGGUACUGGAGCACAAAAAUGAAUAUUGGGAUCCAUUUAAAACUGAAAAUUAAAAAUUUAAAAACAGCUUUCAAGAACUUAAAAAAUUUUUAUAGUAACCCUGACAUUGGUUCCAUCCAUGGCACAUCUUCAACUAACUCAAAGAAAAAAAAAAAAAAAAAAGUUAAAGGUCUAGCUCUGAGUUCAGAAAGCAAAACUUCAACAAAUAACCUCAGGCCAAGAGCUUGGCCACUUUUGUUACUCUGAGCUACAAAUGGCUCAGGCUUCCGUAGUAGACUUGAAGUCUUCUGUGUUGGCAUGAAAAGCUAACCCACCAGAGAGACUGACAGGAGCAUCUGCCACCAAGAGCCGUAAGCAGGUGGGAUGAACGGCAGGUAAGGUGUGCAUCUGUUUUGGCAGAGGACUGUGGCCCAAAGGGUUUUUGUUUUGUUUUUGUUUUUUGUUUUUUUGUCCAAAGGGUUUUUAAUACUAUCAGUUGGAUCUUGUAAAAUGAAGGCUUACCGGUGAUUUCUUUGUCGUUAGCAGCCCCAAGAGCAAGGGUCCUAAGCUGCUUGUUUCAGAAGCUGUAGCAGCCUCCAGGCAUGUGGUCAAUUAAGUGUGUGGAAUUUUUCAAACCACAAGUGGAAUGCUUUUUGUGAGUGCAAGACACUUUGAUAUAUACCUAUGUUAUCAAUUUUGUACUCAUAUGCCAAAAUACAGCAAAAUAUUUUCAAAUAAUAACUAAAAAUGAGCAUCUUACGAUUCGCUUCGUCUAUAGAAUCAGCUAAAUUGUCUUCUUUAUUUUGAACAUUGUUGGUGAUAUUUUGGGCUCCUGGGUGUCAAGUGGACAGGAAACUGCAGAGCACCCCCUGUUCAGAUUGGCCACUUUCUAGGCAUCCACAAGGCUCCCAAACCAACCCUGCAUAUGAGAAAUCUCCUAUAAGAAAGAGGACUAAAGAAAGCUGAUGUUUAUCAAUAAGCCUUGCUUUGAAAUUGGUAUCUCAUAUUUUAUAUAAGGAAAUGCUCAUGUGUAUAUGCUGUAUUUAUUAAUAAUUAUAGCCAAAUUCACCGAUUUGUGGACAGUUUCAGGUUAAAUUUUGGGACUUAUGUGGGAAAUCAGAAAUGUUACUUUAAAUGUUGUCUGCCUCCUUUGAAGCCAUGUUUAGCACUUUUUAAACUAAGGUGAUUCUGAGUGCCUGAUGGGGUUUUGGUUUUUGUUGUUGUCUGAACUCUCAAAGUUUGCAUGGUAAGAGAGAUUGAAUUAUUUAUUUUUUUGUAUGUAGAAAAAUCUCUCUAACCAGCAAAUAGCUAACAUCGUUACUGAUUUGUUUUCCUAACUUAUUCUCCUGAACAAAAUGGUAGCAAAGCUUUGUUCAGCUGAAUAAAUGCACUUCGCUGAUAAACCAAAAUUUAUUCUUUCAAAAUAAGAAAUUAUCUGUUAUCACCAAAAAAAAAAAAAAAAAAAAGCAAUGUGGAAUCUGAACACCAUUCCCCCCGCCCCAAAGAAAAAGGUUUUAAUAUGAGUAGUUUUGAUGAACAAAAAUGUGUGGGGAAAAUUACUGAUUUCUUAAAAUUUUUUAAGAAACAGUCUUCUUGCUUAAUAUGAAUGCAUGUGGAUUUGUUUGUUUUCAAAACCAUGGAAGAAUCUGCCCGUGUGUGUUAUGCCCUGCCUGCUAAAAGAGUUAACAGUUUUGAAGUGGGCAGGGCAGAGUAGUAGACUCCAGCACUUUCUCUGUUCUUUUGUGUCUUGUCUUGGACACCUACCUGGGUCUUUUUUUUAUUCUCACUGGUUCAAGCUAUUGAUUGUUCACUAUAUUUAAACCAUCCAAACAGUUUGCUUCCCUUGCCAAGUGGCUGCUAGCAGCUCUAGAUGCCGAGAAUGAACUAGCUCCUUAGAAAGCUGGGCUCAGUGGUUAAGAGGGCUUGCUGCUCAGUCAUGAGGACUGGAGUUCAGAUCUCAGCACCCAAGUCCGAUGGCCAAGGAAAGGGAGUGGUGGUGGGGUCUAAAUCUCUAAUGAGGUCAAAUGCCAGGUCACUUAGUUCUUAAAAGCACCUUACUCUGGAUGGAUUCUAGUAUGUAACACUACAGUGGGAAUCUGAGUACUUGGGAAGCCAGGUACUAGGGCUACACUGCAAGACUCUCAAAACAAUGAAAUAAAUUCUAGUACUUGGGAGCUGCAGGCAAAGGAUUCAAGAUUAGCUGUAUAGCCAAUUCAAGGCCAGCUGGAUUACUUGUGCUUCUGUAUCAGUAAAAAAGGUAAACUGAGGUUGUGUAAACUUUGUUGAUUUUACUGUAGCCAUGCUGUUUCAGAUGUUUCUGUCAGGCACAUGUUCCAAAUGGUAUUAUAUUCUAUCUGAGUUUAGGAAUCUUUCCAUGACAUUACUUUUGUGACUUUUCCUCUACUGAAGAUGAAAGAAAUUCCAUUUUCCCAUUGUUCCUUCUCCAUGCCCUUGUUUUAGUUGCUUAGUAAGUUAGAAUGGUUUUGAGUUUCUAAAUACAAUCCUUAAAAGCUGAUAGCAGGGCUGGAGAGAUGGCUCAGAGGUUAAGAGCACUGUCUUCUCUUCCAAAGGUCCUGAGUUCAAUUCCCAGCAACCACAUGGUGGCUCAAAACCAUCUAUAAUGAGAUCUGGUGCCCUCUUCUGUACAUGUGCACAGACAUUGUAUGCAUGAUAAAUAAAUAAAUCUUAAAAAAAAAAAAACAGCCAAAAAAAACCCAAGCAACAACAACAAAAAAUUAAAAAAAAAAAAAAAAAGCUGACAGCAGUCCACCCUUUAAGCUCUAUCUUUCACUGCAUUGAACGCUAGACAUUCACUAAGGGUGUGAUCAUUGGUAGAAUCAUGCUUCAUGUCAGGAUUAUAUAUCUCCAAGCAACAUGGUUGUUACACAGUAUGAUAUAAUUGGAAUUUAUUUGCUCUAGUAAUUGGCUGCCUAAGUAGCUGAUCUGAAACUGGUUCAUCUUUUUAAAACAAUGAUAUGGCCUGGAGGUUAGCUCACUAGCAGAGCAUGUGCAAGGCCCAGAGAUCCUCUGGAACACCACUAAAAACAAACAGAAACCCACGUCCAGCCAGUCAGUGACACAAGUUUAUCAAAGGUGAGAAUUUCAGGUUGAGGUUCAGAAAGAGCAAACAGCCACAAGGAGCACAUUAGUUAGAUUUUUGUCUCCAGCAGUGGCCAAAUCAGCUAGAAAAAAUGGUUGUUGUAUUAACUCAGAAAAUAGGAGUUCUGAGUGCCUGAUAGGGUUUUGGUUUUUGUUUUUGUCUGAACUCUCAAAGUUUGUUACUGGAAAUUAUUUGCAUGGUAAGAGAGAUUGAAUUCUUAUGGGCGGUGGUGGUGCACACCUUUAAUCCCAGGGCUUGGGAGGCAAGGGCAGGCAGGUCUCUGUAACUUCGAUGCCAGCCUGAUCUACAAAGUGAGUUCCAGGACAAGGCUACACAGAAAAACUCUUAUCAGGGAAAAAAAAAAAAACAAAACAAAACAAAACAAAAUAGCAACAACCAAAACAAAACAAACCACAAAUUAUUUCUUCUUUUUUAAUGCUAGGUGAGGUGUUGGCAUUGAUCCCAGGGCCUUGGGCAUGCUAAAUAUACAGUCAGUACCACUCCUAUACUCAUGUUCCCAGCCACUUUGGUUUUAGAACAAAAAGUUUCGGUUUUCGUCUUAGUUUUUAGACACACUCUCAUAUAACCUAUGCCAGCCUCAAAUCACUGACCCCCCUGCUUCCAACUAAUUGCUGAGAAUCAUAGCUGUGCACCAGCUUCAAAAUGUGAAGGUGAACUUAAUUUCUUGCCACCUCUAUUUUUCCAUCCCUCUUAGGGUGACUGGAUCAAAACAUUUUUCUAAGAUUUAUUUAUUCUUAUUUUGUGUAUAUAAGUGUUUGCCAGCAUAUGCACCAUAUAUGCACAUGGUGCCUGGGGAAUCCAGAAGAGGCCAUCAGAUCCCCUGGAACUGAAGUCAGACAAACUUCUAAGACCGUGAGGUGCUGGGAACCCAGGUCCUCUGUGGAGGCAGCAGUGCUCCUAACCACUGAGCCAUCUCUCCAGUCACAGUACAUGAAGUUCAGUUCCAGCACUUGGGAAGGCUGUGAGGCAAGGAAGAUAAGGAGUUAAAAGUCAUAUUCAGCUAUGUAGAGUUUGAGGUCAGCCUAGGUCAUGCAUGAAACCCAGCUCAAAAAUUUCCUUUGUGAAUUUAACAUGAUAUAUAAACGUGCCUUUUGCAAAUUAUUCUUUGCUCUCAAAUACCAAUUGGUUAGAUAUAUAUUUUUAAAUCUAUCAUAUUACCAGACACAUUGGUUUAAGCAGGGAGGCAGAGAAAGAUCUCAAGGCCAGCCAGGUUUACAUAAUGAAUUCUAGGCUAGCCAAGGCUACACAGUCAGACCCUGUCUUAAAAACACACACACACAAAGGGGUGUUUCCAGCACACUCUCUGUGAACUCAAAGCCAGCCUGGUCUACAAAGUGAGUUCUAGGACAGCCAGGGCAGUUAUACAGAGAAACCCUGUCUGGGGGGAAUUUGUAAUAGAUGUUUCAUUACUUCAUUGCAAGAUUGGGAAUUCUGGUUGGAAACUUCGAGGCUAAUUCAUGGUAUAUCCCUAUCUUUCAAUCAACAAUCUUUUUUUUCUUUUGAUUUUUUUGUUUUUGGUUUUGUUUGAGACGGAGUUUCUCUGUGUCCUGGGCUUGCUUUGUAGACCAGGCUAGCCUUGAACUCACCUCCCUGCCUCUGCCUGAGUGCUGGGAUCACAGGCGUGCACCACCAUGCCCAGCCACACAAGCAUUUUGUAAUGUAAGCCUCUGUGUCACUUUUGCUGAAGGGUCAAAAGGAAACCUCUUGGGCCUGCAAGCCGCCUCAGCAAGUAAAGGCCCUUGCUGACAGGACUGACAGCCUGAAUUCAGUGCCCAGAACCCACAUGGUGGAAGUAGAGAACUGACUUCCAGAAGUUGCCCUCAGACCGCCCUCAUGCUAGAGCACCCACCCAUGUAAGUUAAAUGUAUGUGGCAGGGAGAAACUCCAUGGAUUCAAUUUACUUAUAGUCCCUUAUUGCCCAGUCACACCAUGUCAUCUCUUUAUUAGCUACUUUGUUUUUCUAUUAUGCGUGUAGGUGUUUUACCUGCAGCAGUGUGUCUGUAUUUGUGCAGUGCUUGCAGAGGUCAGAAGGCACCAGGUCCCUGGAAUAGGAGUUACAGAUGGUUGUGGGCUGCCAUUAGGGACUGGGAGCAGGAGCCAGGUCCUCUGAAAAAGCAGCCUGUGCUUGCUAUGCUAUCUUCAGCAGCCACUCAGUAUGUUUUCCCAGAGUCCAUCAUUGCACUUAGCUUGAGCCAGCAAACCUGCCUGUAGGCACAUUCAGGCUCUGACCAUGUUACAUGGAAAGUGCAUCCAAGCAUGUUUAAGGAAGCUGCAGUUUUCAUCAGGCAUAAUUUUUUAAUGGAAACUUAGACUUUAGUUUGGGAAGGAGACUAUUGUAGGUCCCUCAGUAAGAUAAAUCACAAAAGCAAAAAUUAAUCUUUAUUGCCAAAUGUAGAAAAAUGGGGGAAAGCCAUUUUCAUUCUUUUAAAUAGGCAGCAAAGCUUAUUUCUAAACAUUGCCAGCCUAUUCAUUUCCAUACAUACUAUUUAAGCAUCUUCUUUCCUCCUUCCACCCCUGGAUGGGGUUUAGACCAGGCUGGUCUCGAAUUCGCAGAGAUCCACCAGCGUCUGUCUCCCUGGGACUAAAGUCAUGCACCACCAACUUCUUUUUGGUUUUUUGUUUGUUUGUUUUUCAAGACAGAGUUUAUCUGUGUAAUUCUGGCUGUCCUGAAUCAGCUCUGUAGACCAGGCUGCCCUUGAACUCACAAGAGCUCUGCCUGGGAUUAAAGCCACCACAAGGGGCUUCUUCCCCUUGUUUUCAUGUGUGCUGGAGUCAUGCAUGAAAAUUAGGUCAUGCCUUCAGUAUCUUGCUCUUUAAACCUGCCCCUUGACAGUCAGGUACUGGCUUCAUCUUAUUUUCUUAAGUCCCUAUACACCUUAUAGCUGAACUGAUUCUCUAUUAAUAAGCAACCAAAUUGCAUUUAAAAUUGGCAAGAUUCCAGGGCUGAAGAGAUGGUUCAGCAGUUAAAGCAGUUGACUGCUUUUCCAGAGGUCCUAAGUUCAAUUCCCAGCACCUACAUAGUGGUUCAUAACCCUCUGUAACUGUAAUCCCAUGGGACCCAAUGCCCUUUCCUGGUGUGCAAAUAUACAAAACACCCAUAUACAUAUACAUACAAUACAUAAACAAGUCCUACAGAUUGGCAAGGCUCCACCUAUUCUAGAACACUGGCUGGUGUUCAAACUCAGUGGAAAGAGACCUAGAGAAAGUAAGAUCGGUUGGCUGAAUUUUCCUAGUGACAGCCCCUUUCGAUCUAUCUUGCCUUCUGUUGACCUGUCAGGUCAGCUUUUUAAACAUGUUUAAUCAUUCCAAAAAGCACCUGAGCUCUGUGUGGUGGGGAUGGCAUAAGGGUGUAGUUACAUGGGCUUCUUCCCCUUGUUUUCAAGUGUGCUGGAGUCACACAUGAAAAUUAAGUCAUGUCUUCAGUAUCUUGCUCUUUAAACCUGGCCCUUGACAGUCAGGUGCUAACAAUUGUGUUUUAUUAAAACCACCACAUAAGUAUUGCUGCAUGUCCAGUCCUUCAGGAAGGAAGAAGUGUUUUGCUUCUGUUGGGUCGUGUUAACAGUGGGUGUUUGUUACAUCUGCUUGCAAGUUCAAGUUUGCACAAUCGUAGUCUCCAAGAUCCUCACUUAAUAUCCUAGGCACUGGGUUCGGCUUUCUUCUUUUAGCACAGGAUGCUAGUGUUACGUGUACAGUCUGUUGCGUGAGUUCAGCAUGGAGACCUCAGUGACCCAACAGUCUGUGUUCUUUUUGGUGCCAGAUCUGAAGUCUUGCAGAGCAUAACCUAUUUUUUUCUCCUGUGCACACUCUAAUAAUACCCACUAAUCCCCACGUGUGUGUAUUGCUUCCUACAUUACUUGUUUUUGUUAAAGUGUAAAGACUUAGAAAGCCAGCUUAAGUAAGGCUGGUGAGGUAGCUCAGCUGAAAGAAUGCUUGCCUCGAAUGCUAGAAGCCCCGUUCUGUCCACAGCACUGUAUAAAACCAGGUGUGGUGGCCAUAUCAGUAAACCCAGCACUUCUUUGGAAGAUGGGAAGUAGGAAGUUAUCCGAAGUUACAAAGUGAAUGCCAGGCCAACCUAGGUAUAUAAAACUGCCUAAAAAUAACAUAAAAGGAUAAAAUUCUACCAACUGGUUAGUUUUCUUCUUACUUUUUUUUUUUUUUUUUAAGAAUCCUUUACUUAAAUAAGACCUCUAUCCAAGUCUUAUUUAAAGUGUCUCAAGUUUUCUGGCUACCAAAUCAAAAACCCGUGUCAUAAACCGGAGCAGUAUGUGUUGUUAAUUUUUACAAAAGCUUUAUGUAUACUCUAUUACUAUAGGUGCUUAGACACCGCUUCCCUUGGGUCGCACAUCAGCAUAGAGCGUUGUAUAUUACAGUGAGCAUCUGUAACUUAAGGUGAUUAUACAGGUAUAUAUGCCUUUGUAACCUUUAUAUUGUAAAUAAAAAGCUGCUUUUAGA